UCUGGGAGCUGAGGGCAGGUUCCAGAAACUGUUCCGGCGGGGCUGCCCGGCGGUGUGGAGUCGCUCCCUCCUCCCACAGAACGUGCCCAGGCAAGACCAGAAAGUCGCUCGCCAUGUCAUCUGCGGAGGCGGGGGAUGUUUUCCACAGAGCCCGGGGCAGGACCCUGGACGCGUUUUCUUCAGAAAAGGAAAGGGAAUGGAAAGGCCCAUUCUACUUCAUCCAAGGUGCAGACCCCCAGUUUGGGCUGAUGAAGGCCUGGUCCACUGGGGAUUGUGACAAUGGUGGAGAUGAAUGGGGGCAGGAGAUGCGUCUCACUGAGCAAGCUGUUGAGGCCAUCAACAAGUUGAACCCAAAACCCAAAUUCUUUGUUCUUUGUGGAGACCUCAUCCAUGCCAUGCCAGGAACUCCCUGGAGGAAAGAACAGACCAAGGACCUGCAGCAAGUACUAAAGGCUGUUGACCAAGACAUUCCACUGGUGCUGGUCAGUGGCAACCAUGACUUGGGCAACGUCCCCACAGCCGAGACCGUGGAGGAGUUCUGCCGGACGUGGGGAGAUGACUACUUCAGCUUCUGGGUAGGCGGCGUCCUGUUUCUGGUGCUCAAUUCCCAGUUCUUCUACGAUGCCUCUAAGUGCCCUGCACUGAAGCAGGCCCAGGACCACUGGCUGGACCAGCAGCUGAGCAUCGCAGAGCAGAAGAGGUGCCAGCACGCCAUUGUCUUCCAGCAUAUCCCGCUGUUCCUGCAGAGCAUUGAUGAGGAUGAUGACUACUUCAACCUCACCAAGGCCGUGCGGAAGGAGCUGGCAGACAAGCUCACUAGAGCAGGUAUCAGAGCUGUGUUCUCCGGCCACUACCACAGGAAUGCGGGGGGGACCUACCAGGAUCUUGACAUGGUGGUUUCAUCUGCAAUCGGGUGCCAGCUGGGCAGAGACACCCAUGGGCUCCGUGUGGUGGUCAUCACUGCUGAGAAAAUUGUUCACCGUUACUACAGCUUAGAAGAGCUGAGCAAGAGAGGAAUUGACGAGGACCUGAAGGAGCUGAUGAAGGAGUGAUUCCCCAUGUAAUCCACCCAGGUUUCAUGCCCACGAAUGUCUACAGCCCCUCACAGCAAUGUCUGAGUAGACAGGCAAGUUUGUGAAUGGCUGUCCUUUUAUAUAAAUCAAAAUGCUGGGUCCUAGCUUCAAUUAUAUUCAAAAGGGGGCUGUCUUCCCUUUAAAAAGCCAGAAAAGAAGGCUGUCAAUAUUUUCUAAUUAUGGUGUGAGACUUUCCACAUGAUGUUUGGGUAAAUUCUCCUCAUGGUGCAGCCUUCAGCUCUGCCCUGGAUUCCCCCUGUUUCUGACAGUUUACAGUCAAUACCCACCUUCUGCCCUCAAUCCCAGCUCAGUACCCAAGUGUGAUCAUCAAUAAUUCCUCCAACAAACUGCUUCUGCUUUUGUUAAAUUGUGGUCAUGACUCCCAGAACACUGGGAAAACAAAGGUCCCUCCUUCUUACUGGCCGACCAAAUAGUACCACUCUGUCCCAGGGCCACAGAGUCCUCGUAACAGGGAGCUUCAUAACCACCACUAAUGUGAAUUUCAAGACUUCUGUUACUGCUGAUGGUACAAACACAGGUGGUCCACGUGACGUUGGGUUUUGUUCUGAUGACAGAUGUCACCUUCACGUACAGACUCCGUGUUCCAGGUGAGCAGAGGAGAGGCCGCAGCAUGAAGGCCCUGGACAGCCCAUGUGUCUGCCGUUUACAUCCUCCUGCUGCGGCCAGCCCACAGCGUUAUCAGAUCACAGUGAACCUAGUGGGAAAACUGGACGUGAUGCAGACUUCUCCCAAGAACAACACAGAACUGUCCCGGGGCAAACUAUAUCAUGUUAAUUACCACUGACAUACAAUACCCCUGGACAAAAAACAGUGUGAGUUACUUAAAAUCCUUUUCAUGGUGGAAUCCGCUCUGUUGCCUCCUCCUGGAGCACUGACCUCUGUGGCCUUCCCUCCAUGCAGCUCCUAGCUGAUGCUCGAGUAACCGGGGCUCUCUGCCCUGCUGCGGAAGUUUUACAGUGUCCUGCAGUGGCACAGGGGAAUCCUAAACCGACUUAAAAAACUCACUGGUUAUAAAUGAACCACAAAGCCCAUUAAAUUAAAAACUUUCUCAUUAAAAAGUUUAGUCAAUGUAGCAAAACCAUGAGAAAUUAAAUAAAAAGAUAAUUGGAUAUGUAAAUUCAUAUGGAACAAAAGAUACAAGAAGUUAAUGAUGUUACAGAUUGGUGACACACCAGCGCUCAUUGUUAGGUAGCACAAGAAAAUUAAAUUUUUUAAACCAGAAUGAUCUUGUAGUGCUUGGCUAUG
Molecule: messenger RNA, 2339 nt
Organism: Peromyscus eremicus (cactus mouse)
Lineage: Eukaryota; Metazoa; Chordata; Mammalia; Rodentia; Cricetidae
Gene: Cpped1
Product: calcineurin like phosphoesterase domain containing 1
Exons: 4
Coding region: 114-1052 (312 amino acids)
Molecular function (GO): hydrolase activity
Source: RefSeq, a predicted model, not a curated record